Molecule: messenger RNA, 3265 nt
Organism: Octopus sinensis (East Asian common octopus)
Lineage: Eukaryota; Metazoa; Mollusca; Cephalopoda; Octopoda; Octopodidae
Product: zinc finger protein 525
Exons: 2
Coding region: 1804-2913 (369 amino acids)
Biological process (GO): regulation of immune system process; regulation of cytokine production; negative regulation of transcription by RNA polymerase II
Source: RefSeq, a predicted model, not a curated record
CAGAAUCUACAUAGUCCAAGGUAUAUUUGUAGAAAAUUUCAUUAAAAAAAUAUCCAUUUUCUUGAAAGUUAAAAUAAAUUGAGGUGGACUCCAGUGAAUUUUCUAAAAUUCCCCACCCGACCCCCUCCUAAAAUACUUUCCCCCCCAAAAUUUGUAUAUUCGGAAUCUACAUGAUAUAACAUAUUCAUAGAAAAUUUCAUUAAAAAAUAUCCAUUUUUCUAGAAAUCAUGAUCAUCCAAAGUCAGGGUGGGGGGAAGAAGUCUGUAGUUAUGCCCAGUAAUAUACCAACAUUUCAUGAAAUGCAUUUGAUGGGGGUCUUUUUAUGUGGGUCAAUGAUUCACUCAUUUUUUUUUUUAUCCAAAUAACAACAUCCAUACUCAGACUAUAGAAGAGCGAUGGAUGUUCAUCAUGAAGAAGAAAGGUGACAUUGUGGAGUUACUCCUUUACUUGUUUCAGUCACUUGAUUGCCGCCAUGCUGGAGCACCGCCUUGAAGGGCUUUAGUCAAACGAAAAGUCCCCUUAUUUUUGAAGCUUAGUACUUAUUCUAUUGUGUUUUUUAUUUGUUUGUUUUGUUUUUUAUUGCCGAACUGCUGUGGGGACGUAAACACUGCAACAUUAGUCAAAUAAAGGGUUGGGUUCGAGAUUCCAUCAGAACACAUGAUGAAGGCUGGAGAGUACAUCAGCUGAAACGUGAUAACAAACAUGAUGAGGACAUCUAUCUCUUCACUGAAAAUAAUGUACAGCAACAGUGGUUAUAAGUGGUGACAGGGUGUCAAACACACACACACAUGCAUAGGCAGACUUCAGAGUUGGGAAGCACCAACAAGUUCGAAUUUCUCCAUUUUGACGGAGUUUUUUCAAAUUUCUUUUCACGGUGCCCUUGCAAAAAUGAUCUGGAGUAUCUGUUUAACAAGUAAACUUAUCUUCCCUUUUCUGGAGUGAUUGUGGUCAAUUUUGUGGGCGCCAUGCACUUAAAAUCCAUGCAUAACUACAGAUUUCUGCCCCACCGACUUUGGAUGAUCAUAACUUUCAGAAAAAUAGAUAUUUUUUAAUGGAAUUUUCUACAAACAUGUAUUAUAUCUUGUAGAUUCCGAAUAAACAAAGUUUGGUGGGGGGGAUACAUAUGAACGAAGUCCCAUGAAGUUAUUAUACUUUCUGAAUGAAGAACACAAACAUGUUAUUGAAUAUUGCGUUUGCUUCUAUCAGGACCAUUUACCUUUAAAGCGAAAAAACAAAACCAACAUAUACGACAGGUUAUCUGGUUACAUUGAUAUGACAAUUUUUCACAGAAGACAUCAACGGAUUAAGGAACGAUAUGAAACACUGAAGAUUUACUCCUUGAAAAUAUCAUGCGACAGAGAUUAUCUGACUUGACAGAAAUUUUUUGAAGUUGAUUUGAUAUACAUUUCAUGGAUGAUUUUGUUUAAUGGUUGAACUUUAGUAGAAAACUUUACUAGCCUUAUGUGUGAUACCUUAUGGAUCUGAAUAUAUUUUUAAAACUAGAUUGAAUACUAUCAUGUUUAGGAUGGUUCGUUGUAUUUAGAAUAAUUCAAAUUUUGGAGAAUUAAUGUGUCCUUUAAAAAGUUUGAAAGAUAUUUAUUUAUAUCCACCGCAUAACCACAGAAAUUUUCAAACUUUGAUUUUUAUUGUUAGAUAAAAUAUACUGUUUGACUAUCAGUAAGUUUUGAUCUUAUUACCUUGUGCUCAGUAGCCUAGUACAUCACUACAUCUUAUAAAACACACAAUUUAACUUAAAACUGAGAUAAAAGACAAAAUCAUAUCUUGUGAGCAACAAAUGACACUAUGGAGGAGAGAGUAUGUGAGAAUCAGGACUAUGCUGAAACUCAAUGUGAAAAUAACAAGUUUCUUCACCAAAGUAAGGAAGAUGUAGGGAAGAAAUCAUACCACUGUGAUAUCAAAGGGAAGACAGUGACAAAAUAUAAAGAUAUUGGAGAACACAAAUCACUCCACACAAUUUCAAAUGUUUAUCAUUGUGAAAUUUGUGACAAAGUUUUUACAACAGACAGUUCCUUUUCAUCUCACAAACUUACUCACAAAGUUAUAAAACCAUAUUGCUGUGAUGUCUGUGGCAAAACAUUUUCUCAGAAUUCUAAUUUAACUCUUCAUAUAUGUACUCACAAAGGUGAGAAGCAAUACCAGUGUUAUAACUGUGGUUUAACAUUCUCUUGUAAAGAUGACUUGACUGUUCACAAUUGUACACACACAGGUGAAAAAUCAUACCAAUGUGACACCUGUGGUAAAACAUUUUCUAAGAAUUAUCACCUAACUCGUCACAUACGUACUCACACAGGUGAGAAACCACACCACUGUGAUAUUUGUGGUAAAAUAUUUUCUGAAAAUUACUACUUACAACGUCAUAAGCGUACUCAUUCAGGUGAAAAACCAUACCAUUGUGAUAUCUGUGCAGAAACAUUUUCCCGGAAAGAACAUUUGACUCGACACAUUCGUAUCCACACAGGUGAAAAACCAUACCACUGUGAUGUCUGUGAUAAAACAUUUACUCAGAAUUCUCACUUAAUUAGUCACAUGCGUACUCACACAGGUGAAAAACCAUAUCGCUGUAAAGUCUGUGGUGAAACAUUUUCACAGAGUUCACUUUUAAAUUGUCACAUACGUACUCACACUGACAAACAGUACCAGUGUGAUAUUUGUGGUGAAGCAUUUUUGUGUAAUGAUGACUUGACUGUUCACAAAUGUACUCAUACUAGUAAGAGUCUAUUCCACUGUGAUAUCUGUGGUAAAUCAUUUUCUCAGAACUCUCGCUUAACUCUUCAUAUGCGUACUCAUACAAAUGAAAAACCUUACCACUGUGGCAUUUGUGGUAAAUCAUUUUCUCAGAAUUUUUGUUUAACUCGUCACAUACGUACUCACACAGAUGCUAAACCAAUGUGAUAUCUGUGGUAAAUCAUUUUCUAAGAACUCUCACUUAACUCUUCAUAUACAUACUCAUACAAAUCAAAAACCUUACCACUGUGAUGUUUGUGGUAAACCAUUUUCUCAGAAUUUUUGUCUAAAUCCUCACAUACAUACUUACACACAUGUUAAACAAAUAUGAUAUAUGUGCUAAAGGUUUCACAUGUAACGAUAACUUGACUGUUCACAAAUAUGCUCACACAAAUGAAAAAAAUCAUAACACUAUAAUAUCUGUUGUAAAAUAUUCUCUCAGAGUUUUCAAUUAAUUUGUCACAUACUCACACAGGUUAGGAGCCGUACCACUGUGAUAUUUGUAGUAAAAUACUUUCUC